Anisakis simplex (herring worm) is the source of this 711-nucleotide messenger RNA. The record is from the annotation of a GenBank genome assembly. NCBI's taxonomy places the organism in Eukaryota, Metazoa, Nematoda, Chromadorea, Rhabditida, Anisakidae.
AAUGGAGGAGGUCGGAGCGGGGCGUUUCUGUCGUUGGAUGCCAAUUUGGAGUUGAUGAAGAAGACGGGUCAGAUAGACGUGUUCGAGUACGCGAAGACGAUGGUCAAUUCGAGACCGCAUCUGGUGGACAGUGUCGAUCAGUAUCAGUUCAUUUACGAUUGCUUGGCUGAGGCAGUGCUGUGUAACGUUGAACCGAUAGCGAUGUGGCAGUUGAAAGAGCGGAGUAGUAUGUACAAGGCGAAGCGGGAUCGACAGCUGAUGGAGGCGCAGGAUGCGUACGAGAAUAAGUUGCUGAUGAUGUUGACGCCAACGUUGAGGAUAGGCGAUUGUGCGGGAGGGCAUCGACUCGAGAACAGGGGGAAGAAUAGGGAUGUUAUGGUGGUGCCGCCGGAUCACGCCCGACCCUACCUGCAGACACUGCACGGCGAGAGCAAGGAUAAAGACUACACCUAUAUCAACGCUGUCGAGGUGGAUGGGUUCACGCGCAAGAACGAGUUUAUUGUCACGGAAUGGCCAAAACACUCCACAAUUGACAGCUUUUGGACACUGGUUUUUGACCACAGCUGUCACACAAUUGUCAAUUUGUCAAAUCAGGGUAAUUCCAGGGCGAUAGUCUAUGAGGUGGGUGGUGCUGCUGGGGUCAUGGGUUCGGAUCCGGACUGGGUCAGGAAGAUUUUUGUAAAAAUUUUUUUUAGUGGUAAUGUUAAAUGA